Molecule: messenger RNA, 306 nt
Organism: Eremothecium cymbalariae DBVPG#7215
Lineage: Eukaryota; Fungi; Ascomycota; Saccharomycetes; Saccharomycetales; Saccharomycetaceae
Gene: ATP17
Product: F1F0 ATP synthase subunit f
Exons: 2
Coding region: 1-306 (101 amino acids)
Biological process (GO): proton motive force-driven ATP synthesis
Source: RefSeq, a predicted model, not a curated record
AUGAUUUCCAAGCGUGCUUUAUCCACUCUGAUCCCUCCAAAGAUCGUUUCCGCUAAGAACUUGACCUCUGCUGGAAGCGCCAAACGUAUUUCCAAUGUGGUGAGUUUCUACAAAUCUCUUCCUCAAGGCCCCGCUCAGGUUGUCAAACCAACCAACCUAAUUGGCAAGUACAAGGCCAAGUACUUUGAUGAUGAAAAUGCUUCCGGCAAACCUCUGCUUCAUCUAGCAUUGUUUAUUCUAGGUUUGGGCUACUCAAUGGAAUACUAUUUCCACUUGAGACACCACAAGUCUGGCGAAGGCCAUUAA